UCCACAUCCCAAUGUGAUUAGUAUUUUGUCCCUGAGUGGGUACCGUAGAAGCAGGAAGUACAAGAAAAGCUACAGUAAAACAUAAACACAUUGAGGCGAAUUUAUUCCCCCCUAAAAAAAAAUCACAUUUGAGUCAAAAUUGGGAGUAUAAAUACAAUGUCAGCGACUAACGACUCACGCUGCGUAUUUUUUAACACACAUUCAGAGGACUAUCGAUGCGUGGUGAUUUUAACAGUAAAACGAGCCGCAGGCACAUUCUCCUUAGUUGGAUGUCUUUUCAUGCUGUUUGUCAUCUGGCUGCUCCGCAGAUAUCAGUCGUUGGCUCAGAAGAUGAUCCUCAGCCUGACUGUAGCUGCUUUUUUCGACAGUGUAGCGUAUGUCAUGGGGGAGUCACAUCCAGAGGGAUCCCUCUGUGACUUUCAGGCCUGGUGGCUAACUUACUUCGACUGGAGUGCCUUGGCCUGGGUUUGCCUCAUCACUUUGAAUCUGUAUUUCAACCUGGUCCGAGAAAUAAGCACCAACAGAUAUGAGAUGUUGUACCAUCUGAUGGCGUGGGGGGUGCCUCUGGUCAUGGCCUCUUUACCACUGCUGAAGGGUUACUAUGGCCCCGCGGGAGCGUGGUGCUGGAUCACAGACGAUCACGUAGCCUGGAGAUUUGGGAUAUGGUACGUGCCUCUGUUCACCCUCAUCUUCCUGAUGAUCUGCUGCUACGCUAGGAUCAUCUGUGUGGCCAAUGCGAGGUUGCAGUCAUGGUUGGGAACCUUCAACCCAGAGAGGGAGAGACGAAAGGUUUCCUUGGCUGAGGAGAUCAAGCCGUUGAAGUGGUAUCCCUCUGUUUACCUGCUGGUGUCUAUCUUUCCCCUCAUCAACAGGCUCCAUAACGCCUUCUACCCACAGGGUCCAUCGUUCCCCCUCACCUUGUUACACGUCCUGUCAGCACCACUUCAUGGCUUGGCCAAUGCCUUUGUCUUUGGCCUGGAUAGGGAUUGGUGGAGCCUACUGAGUCCGACUGGCAUGCAGCUGGCUCUGCAAUCGCGGCUGUGUGACAGGACUCGCAUCGGAGAGUACCACCCCGGGGCAGUGCGCUACACACAAGCUGACCUGGUUGACCUCAGCGAUGACGACGACGAUGACGACACCAACGUGCUCUUCUACUCUCCUGACAUGACCCUGAAAGGCCGAGGGCCCUGAGAAGAGAGAGAGGAACAGAGAGAGGGAGACAAACGAGCUGGAGGGAAGGAAAAUGAAGGAGGGUCAGAGCCAGAGAAAAACACAGCAGAUUAGAAACUGAGAGGAAGAAAAAAAGAGGUAGGGAGGGAAUGGAAGGGAAGAUUGGGGGGACAGUCAGGCAGAUAGAAGCCGGAGAUGAGCUGUCAGGUUUCAUUAUUAAUCCCCAUCCUUUACUAUUUAAUAUCCUAAAGACACACACAGAGGCUGUGCUGAGCAGCAGCUCUGUGCAAUACCAUCAUCCAAGAGGAGCGAGAAAGGAGUGGCUCUAAUGUUAAAGGCAUCGCCUGCAUCUCACAGGUCUUGAGAUGAUUUUCCUCUCUGCAUCACCUUCUCGAUUCCUGCGUCCUGCAGUAUUUUUGCCCCCCCUCCCCCAAAAUAUAAAUAAAUAAAAAAAGAAAAAUGCAUAAAGAACAACUGAAAGGCAAUCCUAACAAGGUGUUAGCAUUUGCUGCAAAUCACCUUUUUGCUUCUCUGCAGGAGAUGAGGUGAAAAGCAGCUUCUUUUUUUCUUCUUUUUUUUUAAAAAAAAGAGAGAGAAAGAAAACAACUGUUUGUCAGACAUGAAAGCAUCUUCAGAUUGAUCCCAGCACGGAACUGUUUCUCUGAGAGGGAUACUGAGAAAAUAUAGAAGGGAAUUUUUUUUUUUUUUUUUUUUUAAAGCAACAAAAAAAAGCGUAAAUAUGACUUGGAAGGAUAAAUACGUCCCGAACACCAGUGUUGCUUGUACAGAGUCUCUCCUUUGUAUUUGUAUAUGACUUGUACAUUACUGUUGAUGUCAUCUUCAAAGUAUUCCUUUGUAAUGUUUCUGAAAUACCAAACGUGUUUUCUACGCGAUAUUUAUAUCAGAUCGAUGUACUGUAUAUAUUUAUGUGUACACUCUAUUUUUGUUACGUGCCUUGGACUGGAAUGUAAAGAAAAGACUUGAACCUGCCCCUCUCACGCGACAGUUGAGCAGAGCCUGAUAACAUGUGUAGCCUUAAGAACAGCUAAACAGUACUUUGUUAGUCAAACAACCCCCUCCCCACACACACACACACACACAUAUUCACACAAAGAGUCAUGCGUCUCUGUUAAGUCCCUGUCAAAACAGGGUGGUAGUGAUGACAGACGCUGCUCACAUGACACGGCUACAGCGGCGUGUGAUGGUUGGUCCUGAGUCAGCAGUGCUGAGGUGUGACCGGCAGGAAAAUAGAGUCACUUUGUAUUCAACCUAGGCCCAUUUGGUUUUUCCCAUAUGUAGGUGGUUUCAUCAGUGUCGGCGUGGCGCACGCUUCCUGCUGUCAGCUGCCUCUCUGACAAGUUGAACUAAUGAACCGACACUUGACCCUUUUUUACCCUUGGGUUGUUGAACUUUUCUGCCGGGCGUCAAUGACACCGGAGUGCAACUUAAGUUUGCAGUUCACGGAGGCCGACUACUGAAUUACACACACACACACACUCGCACACACGUUUGCAGUGUGCCCCCACCCAUUUGUGGCACUGUUGCUCGUUUUACUUGACUGCGCACUCCAUCAAAUAAAUGAGCAGGAGAGACAUUUCAUAACAAA
Molecule: messenger RNA, 2776 nt
Organism: Solea senegalensis (Senegalese sole)
Lineage: Eukaryota; Metazoa; Chordata; Actinopteri; Pleuronectiformes; Soleidae
Product: cyclic AMP receptor-like protein A
Exons: 13
Coding region: 157-1191 (344 amino acids)
Biological process (GO): adenylate cyclase-activating G protein-coupled receptor signaling pathway; cell surface receptor signaling pathway
Cellular component (GO): plasma membrane
Molecular function (GO): G protein-coupled receptor activity
Source: RefSeq, a predicted model, not a curated record